Messenger RNA from Strongylus vulgaris, 431 nucleotides. The record is from the annotation of a GenBank genome assembly. NCBI's taxonomy places the organism in Eukaryota, Metazoa, Nematoda, Chromadorea, Rhabditida, Strongylidae.
AUGUUAGUCACUGAAUGGCAGCUGACUGUGACGGCACACGACCGGCUCGGCAACUCAAUACUGGAAGUUUCGCGAUUUUUUCGUAACAUCAGUUCACACUCUCCCAUCACGGAUAUGACUAUAGAGGCUAAAAAUGUGACAGUCAGUUUCUCAUUUUCUGUGGAGUGCGAGGAGAAUUUUUUUGGGCCGGCUUGCACCAUAUUCUGCAAUGAAACGUUCAAAGAUCAGAAUGGAGGUUCGUUCAAAUGUUCACCUGACGGGAAGAAGAUUUGCGAGCAUGGAUGGAGUGGUCCACUAUGCAAUGAACCGCAAUGUGAUGGGGACUGCAUCCAUGGGACAUGCAUCGGUCCCAAUACAUGCAGGUAUGACAAGACAUCUUGGAAAUCGAGUUUUGAUUUAGAACUUCUAUUGCGCAAGAAAUUUAUUUGAUU